AGAGGCGCUGCAUGCUGGGACCAAUGAGGCAACCCGUGCUGCAAAGCUUGCUGGGAAUUGUAGUUUUAACAGGCCAGGAAUUCCCGUCGAGGAGCUAUUAGAGCGCGCUGCUCCGGAGGGCUCCUCUCGUUUUUCCCUCUGUCCCCCGCCCCCCGUUUAGAGUGACAGCCGUUUGGGCCAAUUGGGAUCUGCGUUUCUGCGCUGCUCCGUUCUAAGGCUUUCCAAGCUUAGGAUUCGCGCUCCCGCGAGAAUCAGAGAGAGGGGCCUAAGAAGAGGUAAUGGGUUUGUCAUGACAACCACCCGGGUCUCUUCUGCGGGGCAAGGGGCUGGGCACGCGAGGCAGAGGGAGCGAGCAGAGCAGCGCUGAUCUUUGUGGCGCCUUCAGCCCUCGGGACCUGCAGCCGCCCUUCUUUGACCUCCCAUAGCUGUUCAGCAUCCGCACUUAUUUCCAGUCUUGCUAAAGAAGGGCGAGGUUCCUGAGCUCGGGAGGUUCCCUGCAGCUAUUGCUCAUCUCAUAUCCUUCCCUUUAGCUGGUGGUGGGAAAUCAAGAUCUUGCAAUUUUGCAUUUAAGAGACCCAGUAAAGUACUGGCACUGUGGUAGGGGCAUCUGCUUAUUUUGUUUACGCACCGGUUUAUUUCGAGAACGUUAUACCCUUCUCUUCAGAAUAGAGCUGAAGCAUAGACUAAAAUGCAGUAAUAGGAUAAAAUAAUUUAAAAAGUGGAGUUUCCAAAACAUGCCUGCGAUUGCUAAAGCAAAACACAAUGCACCAGCAACGCUUCACUUAGAGAGGCGCACUUAAUUGGAAAGUGAGUCCCAUUGAAUGGAACUCAGCUGAACCUUUGAAUAAAUGUGCUUUGAGUAGUGUUGUAUAAAAUGUCUAAAAGGCUGGCACAAAUUGAAAGGACAUCACCUGGUGCUGAAAAGGCAUUAAGCCCAAUGUCUGGCAAAUAUGCAAAAAACAAGGCCCUACAACUGAAAAGCCUUGUUUGGCUCACAGCCCACUUCCCAUCUGAGGUUAGGGGAAUCCAGAGGAGUGGCUCCACAGGUAGAUCUUAUUGGCCAAUAAAAUCCAGAUGGGCCUGCUUAGAAUAAAAUAGGAUAUCUGCAGAAAUUUCCAACUGAGACCUAGAAAUAUCCUUUCAUGCACAACAAAUUUGUCAUUUCACUUAUUUAGUAUUCUUGUACUUUUAUAGGGUACGUUGGAUAAGUAACCGAGAAGUGCUUAAGAGUGAGAGGGAAGAUGAGGAGUUACAGAAUUGAGGGUGAAUGAAAUGCACAAGAAACAGUAAAGGUUUCAGACAAAUAAUCCUUACUAAGUGGGCCAUCUUAACCGUUAGAACUAAAAACUAAUAGCUCAGAUUUACAAAUUAUAUUAGGUGCUUUGUGUGACAGUGCAUACAUCACCUUCCAUUUCCUUGUGUAUAUAUGCAUAUUUUAGAUAAUUAGUAGUCCCAUCACAAGCUGCUCCUAUCUGUAGUCUUCAAGUACCAUACCAUACUAUCACUUCAUUUUUUUCUGCAUCCGUUUGUCUGCAGAGAGUUGUGGUUUUGCUUUGGACGAACUAUGCUUAUACAGAUGGUUGACUAGACUUGGGCAUUGAAUCGUACAAACUGAGCACACCUUAGAAUAUACUCAAUGCUCUUCAGGAUUUGUUCUUUUAAGAAAAAAAAAUCAGUUAUGGUAGGUACUAGCCAAGCUAAGAAUACUUCUGGGUAAAGGUUGUUCAUUCCAUUGGAAUAAAUGGUGAUCGUAAAAAUAAAAAGGUUUGAGUUUGUGGUAAAAUUCUACAUAAAUGUUUUACAAUUUUCAAUUUCUUGUAGUGCAGUCCUAUAUAUUUUUUCUAAGAUGUAAGUCCCAUUGAGUACAAUGAGACUUUCCCCUUGGUAAGUAAGUAUAAUAAUGCAACCUGAAGCAACUUAGUGUUGUUCCCAUUUUUCAGAUGAGUGAAAUGAAACGGAUGGUGAUUUAUCCCUAAAGCUAGUAACUGAGUUUCUUUCUUAGAUUUCCCAGAACUAAGCCCAGCAUGCUGUAAUGUAAUAAACUACUCCACGGUUAAGAAGUCAAUGUAUAUUCAUGAAGUAUCUUUGAAUUAGGGAAGGAAAUAAAAAGAAACAGAUAAAUGUUUUUCAAACUGUGAUCGGAAGUACCUUUGAGUGACUUAGAAGUUUAUCAGGGUUCGUGAUUGCUGAUCAAGACUUACAUUACUAAAGCAGGCUUUUCCAAUAAGAAAAAUGUUGCUUGUAUUGCUCAAUCAUAGAAUCAUUGUAGGGUUGGAAGGGACAACAAGGGUCAUCUAGUCCAACCCCCUGUAAUGCAGGAAAGUUUUGCCCAACAUGGGGCUUGAACCCACAACUCUGAGAUUAGGAGUCUCAUGCUCUACCCACUGAGCUAUCGGGGCAUAAUCAGAAGCAUAAUUUUUCUGUGGAGCUGAUGUUAUGAGGUGACGUAUCUUUCUAAUGGAUAAUAGUACAAUAUUAUAACAGGAAGUUUUAAAAAUUCACCUCUUUUGAUUUGCUCUUUCAGUUAUCAGAAACAGUAGUAAUAACACAGAUUUUAUCUGUGGUCUCUAAAUUUAUACAAAACAUAUAAAGUCUUUUAUUUGAAAUCUAUUUAGAAACACUUGGAAGUAUAUAAUGAAACAGUUCCUAGUGCAAGCACUUUUGGCAGAGCAACCCAACUUUCUCACCUAAUUUGUUCUGGGUUUUCCCGCAACGCUCAAGAGCAGAUUUGUGGGACAGGGGCACAAGGAAAGGGAGAGGAAGUUUAAUUGCUAAGUUCAAAGUGCUUGUGCUAGCAGAACUGAUUAGAUAGAUAUUGGCCUAAAUUCGUAUUUAGGUAUUUCAUUUCCCGCUCUAUAUUUUAAAGGUCGGAAUGAAAGGCUUAUAUUGGCAGCAGAAUUCAUCUGGAGAAGAGGCCACUUUUGUUUUCCUGGAAAAGGUAAGUUAUUUGCUUAAAGAAAUAUAAGACUGCAUACACAUCUAAAAUAUGUGAUGCCAUAAUUUGUUUUAGAAUAAUGACAGCUUGCCAUCUCAUGUGAUCUUGUACAAACUGUGGCUAGUUGAAAGAAGCCAACUUCAAACUAUAGUUUAAAAUGUCUUGAUACAGCUAAGUGUUAAGACGAACCACAGUUUUCUGUUUAAAUGGCAUGCUAAGCUAAAGUUAACCUAAAACAACAGCAGAAACUUCCACUCUCCUUGCACUAGCUCCAGAAGAGGAGGGAGACUUCUAGACUUAUUAUUGUAAUUCUGAACCAUGGUUUAACAUUACAUCUAAAUGCCAUCCCAUCUCAGUUGACUUAUAAUGGCCAACCCAUGGUUUGGCCUUUGGGGUGUGCUUUGGACUUGCAUGCUCCACUUUCUGUCUCAAGCUUAGAUUCCCUUCCUUCCUGGUGAGCAUAAAACUGUAUUUAGGCAGAAUUAGAUGUCAUACUUUGAAGUGGGUUUCCAAGUGCUGCAUGCAGGUGAACUAUAGUUUGAAGACACCAUAAUUUGUCUGGUUCAGAUCUAAUUAUAAACUAUGGUCUGCCUAAAUCAUGACAUGAGAAAGUGGACUGUAUGUGAGGACUCAGAGUGUGAGCCUGAACAACAGCCCUGGUUGUCAAACUAUGGGUUGGCCGUGAGUUAUGAAGAAAGACUUAGAUUUGACUUAAAGCUUUUCAAAGAGGGGAAAUUAUACAACAAAACAAAUUACCUUUUUUAACUUUGAAACAUCUGAGUGCAGUAACUGGGGUUUUUUAAUUUGUUUCUCAAUCCAGUUAACAAAAUACAUGAGAAAGUAGUUUCAGAACCAGAAUUAUUAAAACAUGCAUUCCAUUUUUGACUGACAGAACAACCCCUAUAUAUGUAUGUGUUCAUGACUGGAGCCUAAGAUGGAGAAAAGAAUAUCAGACAUACAAUCAGAAUUGUAAAAGGUUUUUUUACUUAUUUAUAAUUUACAACCCACUGUAAUAAUUGCAUAUAGUACAGCAUCCCUUUUCUGGAUAUAUUAUAAGGUCACUUUUUCACUUCCUUCUCAAAGAGGAAAGUGACUUGGAAACUUUGAGUUAACUGCCUGAAUCAGAAGAAUUCAGCGUAAGAUUUCCAUAGAAUUUAGUUCAUUUGUGUGUGUGUUGCAUUCUAUGUAUUGUUACUAAAGUCAUUCCCUAGACGUAACUCAUACAUAAUCUUCUAAGUAGCUUUAAAACUUUGCAGGGUAGGAUUGCAACACAGUUCAUAGGAACAGAGGAAGCUGCUUGGAUGAGUCAUAUCAUUGGCCUCACUAGCUAAGUAGUGUCUACACUGAUGGGCAACAGCUUUCCAGGAUUUCACACGGGGGUUCAGGCCUAGCCCUACAUGAAAAUGCAGGGGGCUGAAUCUGGGACUUCCUGUAUACAAAGCUGAUGCUCUACCGCUAAGCUACCUUUCUCACUGUAAUCUAGGGGAAGGGAAGAACUCUAUCCGCAAAAUCAGUUAAGCUGAAAUACCUAGUUGUGACAUACUUACUUGUCCUUUUAGUGGGUGAAUCAUGUCAAUUCAAUCUUAGGAUAACCUUCCUGUCACAAGAGACAACUAUGUGAAAGUGCAAGUGAAAGCCUGUGCUCUAAGUCGGAUCGAUGAUAAGGUACCUGUAUUAUUUUACUUCAUGGAAAGUUGAACCUAUGAACCUGCUCUUUGAUUCAAAUACAUCAAAAUGCUGUUAACCCAUUCUGGUGGCAGUUUUGUUUGCAUAAGGCAGGGAUGGUGAACCUGUGACCCGCCAACUGUUGUUGGGCUCCGACUCCCAUGAGCUCCAGCCAGCAUGGGAUGGGGGGAGUUGAGGUCCAACAACAUUUGGAGGGCCACAGGUUCCCAUCCCUGGCAUAAGGGAACAGAGGCACCCUUAUAAUUAACAGCGUAACUCUCUAUACAUUUAUUCACAAGGAAGUCAACAGUGCUCAGUGAAGGUUACUUACAAGUUGUAUGUUGGUCCAACAGUCAAAGUAACUGCUAUUUACAUAAGGUCCCCCUUUUCAACUAAAGGAUCACCUUUUACUGAAAUCUACCUUAUUCAACUAUGUAAAACAGUAGUAUAAAUGAAGGGGGAGGGAUUCUAAGACCCAAAUGGCUGGCUUCCAUACCACUAAAGCAUGGGUAGGCAAACUAAGGCCCGGGGGCCGGAUCAGGCCCAAUCGCCUUCUAAAUCCGGCCCGUGGACGGUCCGGGAAUCAGCGUGUUUUUACAUGAGUAGAAUGUGUGCUUUUAUUUCAAAUGCAUCUCUGGGUUAUUUGUGGGGCAUAGGAAUUCAUUCUUUUUUCUUUUUUUCUUUUCAAAAUAUAGUCUGGCCCCCCACAAGGUCUGAGGGACAGUGGACCAGCCCCCUGCUGAAAAAGUUUGCUGACCCCUGCACUACAGCCAUUACUAGCUGCGGGGGGAGGGGGGGAGUCCCUGUUAGAGUAGGUCCACACGAUAGGCAUAGUUGACAGUGAAUUGUCCUUGUUUUCUGCAAAGUUUGUGUCCCGCUGCUACAAAUGUUUGCUGUUGGUGUGGAGAUCCUCCACAUUAUGAAUGAUAAUUGCAAGGAUGAUCCUUGCUCUACGUGUUAUGCCUCCUUCAGCUACCAUGUAGAGGCUGGAUCAAGCGCCAUUCCCAGGACUGCAUAUAAAUUGGCUCUAAUAGAGGCUUAAGUGAAUGCUAUCUGCCCACACUUAAAGCUAAGCACCCCCUCGGGUACGCUGGUUAGUUCUAUGGUCCCAUAGUUGUAGAAAUCAGUUGGACAACAUGUACCCCAUCGCUUCUGGGAUUAGAGCUAGUGUGCUGUGCUAAGUAUACAAAUGCGUGCAGUAUAAAGACCUGUCUUACUACAUUUACCUGUCUCUUAGAACUUCUCUAGCUUACUAUGUUUUUUAAAACAAAUACAUAAUUUAAAAAUUAAAAACGGAUUUAUGUGUGAUUUUUCUUUUAUUUGUUAGUGCAGGUGGUUUUUUUUUGCUUUAGAUGGGUAUCUGGCCUGCCCAUAACAUGAACCGUUUUAUCUUGUAUUGAAGAAGAAAUAAAAUAGAGAGGGGAAGAAAGCAAGGAAAAUUAAGGCUUUUGCCAGGUGUUACUGCCAUUAUGACGUGAUUUAUUAAAAUUAUUAAAAGCAAAGGAUGUUGUGUGUGACAUUUUCAUAGCAUUUCAAUAAUUAGAUAAAUAACUAAACUACUAAAUCAUUUUUUAAUCAUUUUUGUACACAGAGAAGACAGAACAUGGUAACUGUAAAGACCUGGGGUUCCAUAGCACAGUCAAGUUAGUAUUUUUCAAAUGUGUAAGAUUUAUACUGCAAUCCUAAUCACGUUACUCUAAGUUCCUGUGGAACUUACUUCAAGAAAAAUGUGUGUAUGAUUUCAGCCUUACUGGACUAUACUGUAUUAAUCUGCCAUUAAAUGUUUGGUGAGAGGCCGUAAUAGCAUUUUACUGUUCUAAUAUGUACUCAACAUUUAUUAUUCUUUACAGUAGGCAUUCUAACCAUUAUUUGACUUAGCUUUUGUCAGAAAUCAAGAUCAAGAAGGAGUUUCUACCUGUUGGGAGGGAAAUUGCUGGUGUUGUGUUGGAGAGUGAGUAUACUAAUAAGUAUAAUGUUGCUUUUUUCUUUGGCAGUGAAAAAUGCCUUGUAAACAUUAUUUGUACUAUACAACAUUGAACCCCAUUAAUCUUCUCAACAUGAAACCCAGUUCCUAACAUUCUGUUACCUUCUCCUGACAUUCGGUCACAUUACAGUGUGGCAAAGAAACAAGCCACAGUGGGACUAUGCUGAUUGUUAAUGGCUGGGUUUAUUAGGGCCACUUGAAUUCCUGAGUGCUUCCGUUUACUUUCUUCUAUAUAAAUAUUUUGUUUGUGAAUUCCUGGGAAGUAUUAACACGUCUUAUGGGUUCUAUAACUGAGAGUAUGAAAAUCUCACCUUAUCGUUGAGGUCAAGGACUUUCAUCUAUGGCUUUCUGUUACAUCUGAAGAGAGGCAAAGAAGUGACUUGGCACAUGGCUGAGCAAAAUACUUGAGUAGGCACCUACAGGCUUUGGGAGAAAGGGGACAGUGUGUUUCUGUAACUUCUCCCCAUUAAAAGAACCCCAAGGCUAGAAGAAUAAAACAUGCAGAAUCUGCAAGAGCUCUAUGUUGGCUACUGUUUCUUGGUCAUAUGACAGAAUGGGGGGGGGGGUCACAGAAAUCCACACCCUACUAAUUCAUCUCACAAGCAGAGAAGCUGACCUGACCUUGCUCUGCCCUCUGCAAACACAGCAAGCUCAGUGAUGAAUUGGGUGGCAAGGAAAGGCAUUGGAGUUCCUUUUCCUUUCAUCCCCUGCCAUCUUGUCCAUUAUUAAAGACUUUUACCAAAGGACACGACAGGACUUCUUUUCCAAAUGUGGUUCAAGCCCUUUUUUCUGUGAAGUGACAAUGGCCUCCAGGCUCUACUGAAGCAUUCCUGAACUCUGAACAUCUGGAAAACCCCGGAGUCUGUUCUAUGGUCUGAUGCCGUUCUGCUUUAUUAUGGCUCAGACACAGGUGAGAAACCAUCCCUUCCAGGUGGUCUCCUAAACUGGACCCUCCUGUCAACUAAGUUUGCAUUGGUUGAGGCUGGUAGAAGUUAGGAAGGAGUUGCUUUUGCAUUUGGCUGUUUCUUUUCGCCCCACUCUUCCUCAGACAGACCUGCCCAACCUGUGAUCUACCAAGUCAAACAGAGACCACCAGCCAUGCCCUGAUGCUUUCACAGUCCUAGAUAGACAGAAUAUACAGGAGCUUUAUCAAACUCUUGGUUCUUGUAUCACAUGUUGUGUAGCCCUGCUCUAAGAAAUUAGGAACUAGGGAUAGGAUCCUGAGUGGACUGCAGAUACACCCAGUUACACUUCCCUUUGGCUGAUUAACAUCCAAUGAAUGCCUUUUUAAAAUGUGUUGGGGAGGGGGACGAUUAUUGAGUUUUUCUUGUUUUUUAUUAUGUAUUUUACUGCCCUGAAAUCUGCAGGUAUAGGGCGGUAUACAAAUUUAAUAAUAAAAUAAUAAUAAUUGUAUGGGAGUGUUGAUUUGCCUGUGCUUUAGGGUCAGAAGAGCUUUUCCCCAGGUCCUGCUGGUAAUGACUUCAGGUAUUUUGCGUUUCUCUGUGCCUUGUGAUUCAGCUCAUUUGAAAGAGUCACUUGGGUUUUUUCCCUUGUAAGUACCUUUCUGCCAGGGCAGCUGGUUUCUGUUUGCUGAGGAAGUUGAAAGGGAAAGCAAAGAAGAUCAAAUAACUCCAGAAUGCAUGGAAGUUAUUCAAAACCACAUUAAAGAAGCUCACCUAGAAUAUAUACAACAGAUCAGGAAAGGUACCACUGAGGCCAGGUGGCUAACAGUGUUUUUAAGAGUUGAGGAAGUUAUUGGAGGCAAGAAAACCUAAGUCUUGAGGAGAACUAAAAAUAAAUGUAAGCAGACAUUAAAAACAAUUAAUUGAGGAGUAUGUUGCUAAGAACACUAAUGGAAAGAACAAAAAAAGUAAUUAUUAGCAGGAAACCAGCUAGGGAAGUAGUUGAAUGACAAGGGAGUCAGAGGUGUGCUAAAGGAAAACAAGCAGACUAUAGAGAAACUGAAAGGUUUCCAUCUGUCUUCACCAUGAAAAAUGUAGCACAGAUUCCUAUUAUUAAACUAAUCUUGAGCUGGAGUUAGGGUAAACAGUGAGAUGGCCAAGCUUGCUGAUUACAUCAAGAGGUUAAGAACAAACUAGGUAAAUGGGCAUUAAAAUGGCAAUUGUGAUUCACUGUAAGCAAGUGCAAAAAAACCCCAUAAAACUGCCAACAUAAUAAUGCCACUAUGCAAAUCUGUUAUGCGGUCGCAUUUGGAAUACUGUCCUGCUCUGGUUGCUGUGCUUCAAAAAAGGAUACAUAAGGUUCAGAAAACACCAACCAAAAUGAUUAUGGGGCUGAAACAACUGUCCUGCAUUUGGGGCUUUUUAGUUUAUUAAAAAAAAAUGUAUGUAAGGGGGACUUGACAGGUACACAAAAUUAUGCAUGUUGCAGAGAAAGUAGAAAGAAGCUUUUCUCCUCAGUACUAGAACCUCAGGUAGUUCAGUAGAGUGGAACAAUGAGAAGCUCGGGGCAAACCAAAGAAAGUCCUUUUUUUCCUUCCUCCUUCAUGGACACAGCAGCAGAUGGUGUGGGAUAGAGCUUAUCUGAUCACCUGGCAGCAGAGUUGCUGCUUACCUGAUAGUGGGAGGGGCAAAGCAGCAGGGAGGUUAGUGCUGUUUAAACACACCUACAGGCAGGGGCAGAAUUUGCACACACACACACACACACACACACCCCCGGUGUUUUUAUUUGUAUUUUAUGCACCCUCGGCUCAGCACCCUGGCAUUGCCAACAGAAGUACCUCAUUGGCUCUGGAGGUGUGUUUUCACAGCACCGACCUCUGUGAAGCCUUGACACCCUCACCCCUAUCCUGAUAAGCAGCUGCAACUCUGCUGCCAGGAGAUGGGGUAAGUGGCGCCACCACACCCUUCCUUCUGCUACUGCUUAACAUGGACUUUCACUACCUCUUCACUGACAUCUGCUUGGGGAUCAGGAAUGGCAGGAAGUUUGCCUUGUAAAUUAUUGUUUUGCAAAUACAGUUUUCAAAGUAUAGUAAUUUCUCUUGGUUUUUUUUAUUUAAAUCCCUUUAUUUUCUUUUGUUCAAGCUGGAAAUAAAGUGACCUUCUUUCAACCAAAUGAUGAGGUAGUUGGUAAGUUGCAGUUUUUUAAUGUAAGCAGUGAAUACUUUUUAAGUGAAAGAGCUGCAUUGGGUUAAAAUAGCUUUCCUUAGCCUGGCGUUCUCCAGAUGUUUUGGGCAUCAGCCCCAGACAGCACAACCAUAUUUUUAGCUUCCCAGUAACACUGUGACACAGGUGAGGGGCUAGGCCAAGGGAUGGUGACAUGUCUGAGGCUAAUGAGCCUUAUGUCUGCAUCCAGAUUGUAUAUGUUGACAUGGGGCUACAUGCGAACAAAUAGCAAAUUAAAAUAACAAAAAUUUUAGAUUUCUUUCAUUUCUUAAAUCUUAAGUCUGAAUUUGCCUUUUUAUGAGAAUCCCCAUGAUGCCUUGAUGUGAUAAAUUUGGUAUUGAAGAAUACAUAGGAAUUGUUAGCAGUAAAAUCAAAACUUAGCUAUAUUAAGGUGAUCCUUUACCUAUGUGAAAAUGAUCCACCAAUGCAAUUUGGACUUCUUUCCACCUGUAUCAUCUCUUUACUUCAAUAUUGUGAGCAGAUAGUGUAACAAACUGCUAGUCUGAACAUGCCCUAAGGCAGGCUUUGCUAUGUACACAUGAGUAAGCUUCCUGGAACUGCACAUAAUACAUGUUCAUUUCAUUAAUUCUGAGUUCCAUAACUAUCACUCAUUGGUACCACACUGCACUGUCAAGUUCUUUCAUAAAAGGGUCAAAGAAGAGGUGUUUGAGUCUGAGGCAAUCUGUUAUCACAGCAGCAGCGACACUUAGGGUAGAGCUUGCAAAUUUUACAGCUUCAUCCCUUCCAGCUGCAUUAUAUAGAGGUGACAGAAGCUAAAGGUGAUGUGCAGACUAAUGAUGAACAGCACAAUCCUACAUGUAUCUAGUGAGAAGCAAGUCCUGUUGAAUUCAGUGGGUCUUACUCCCAGGUCAGUGAGGUUAGGACUAUAGCCUUCCCUUAGAAAUGCAAUUCUUAUUUGACAUGUAAUACAGUAUAUAUGUGGUUUGAGCUGAAGGGUUUUGUUUUGAUUUCAUAGGAAUUUUACCGCUGGAUUCAGAAGAGUCUGGUUUGUGUGAAGUUGUUCUAGUUCAUGAACAUUAUUUAGGUAUGUAUCUUGUGUUAAGCACCACAUGGAACCCAAUUAGCACAAAAAAAACUAUUUAUAAAAGUCAAAUUUGUUUUAUUUGUAUGUAUUUCAGUUUAUUUGCAUAUAAUGCUCAAGUGUCCUCAGAACUGACGCCUUAAAUGCUGCACAAUUUAUCUCUUCUAAAGAAAUUGCAGCAAUACAUACUUUUCAGUGAGUUAAUGUUCAAAUAGAAACCACAAGAGCUGACUCACCCCUUUCAUUUCUCCUAGGCUAUUGCUCUUGUUGCUUCACUCAAAUAUUUUUGCUGAUUUACUCUUAAAUUCUAAAAGCAAGCAUUUCUGAAAGCAGUGUCCAGCCCUGCUUUGAGCUUUUCAUUCUUCUCAAACUUCUUCGAUUAUUCUAGGCCAGACAUCCUGGUUUUCCUCUGGUGCAAAAGUUAGAACGUGCAUUUGCAAACUAAACUAAACUAAAUAAAUAAAAGUAGCAGGCAAAUCCAAAAGGUCAAGAGCACUGGGUCGGAUCCAAAGUUAUCACCGUUCUGUAAAAGGUUGCAUGAGCACUAGGGGAAGGGUCUACUCAACCAAGGAUCUGGAGCAGCCUUGCCCAGCCUCGUGCCCCCUAGUGCCCCCAUCAGCCACAGCCACCGUGAUUAAUAGUCAAGGAUGAUGGAAGCUGUAGUACAAAAUUUUGAGAGAGCACCAAAUUGGAGAAAGCUAAUCUAGAACUGUGUCACAGAAUUUUUAAAAAAAUCUUAUGAUCCAAACUGUAAUGUAUCAUCAUAAUUUAUCUACAAAUCUAACCUCUUGUGAGGGCAUGAAUAGGGGGCAUGUUGUUUCAGAAACAUUCCCUUUAGGAAAGAUGCUAUUUCAGGGGUGGGCAACCUCCAGCCCUCAAGACCAUUUCCCCCACUGGUAAUAUUAGCUGAUGGGAGGGCAGGGAUUAACCCUGUGUUUGCUGCAGGGCCCUGUUCCCUGGCCUGUGGUGUCAUGGAAGAAUUGCAGACAAUUACGAAUCCUGAGGAGUUUUCCACACCCCCAGCUUUGAACUUUAAUUGCUAUCUGGCAUCAGACAAAAUCAUAAGUCUGUUGUUUCUAUGUUACUCAACAUGACAAUGAUGUCAUAAGCCCCAACACGCCUAUAGUCUUGUAAACUUAAGUCACUCAACUAGGGGUCCAGGUGCAGAUGUGCUUUGCCAUGUACAUUAAAAGGUUGCAGGUGCCAGAUCAUUGGGUCCUGGGUGGCCUUUGUGAUGCAAGUUAGUUAUGCAUCCAGUUGUACAUUUUGCAAUGACUGCAGGCAUCUGAGGCUGCUUCUGCAGCCUUGUCCCCCUUGCUGGAUUGCGACUGUGGCCUUUGCAGGAAUCUUUAUAUUUUUGUGUAACACAAACCUUUCUGAAUAUUUUGUAUAACUAAAGUUCAAUAGCAGAACGGCAUCCUUUGAAACUAUAGCUGUGUUCUGUUGUACUCAAUACAUGGUAAAAGACAACAGAAAAAGAAACAUUGAAAAAAUCAACUCUAUGUACUUUGGCUACAACCCAGAAAUUUUAACUAUCAUUGCUGUAAACCCAGCAGGGUUCGUAUUUUUCCAACAGCAGGUCCCACAAAAUGCAUCACAAGUAGGUUUUUUUUUUCAAAGUUAGGGAAAUUUCAAAAUUAGCAUGCAGUUAGCAAUUAGCAAGCAUGAGGAGGGGGCUACAGUAAGGAAAACAACACUGAAAUGUUUGAGUCCUGCAAGUCCUGCUGGAUAACAAAAAAUCUCACUAUUUUGUGGCAUUCUAGCCUUUCUAAUAUAGUCAUACCUUGGAAGCCAAACAGAAUCCAUUCCGGAAGUCCUUUAGACUUCCAAAGCGUUCGGAAACCAAGGCGCGGCUUCCGCUUGGCUGCAGGAAGUUCCUGCAGCCAAUUGGAAGCCGCAGAAGCCACGCCGGACAUUUGGGUUCCAAAGAAAGUUCUCAAGCCGGAACACUCACUCCCAGGCUUGCAGGAGCCAAAACAUUCGACUCACAAGACGUUCGUCAACCAAGGUACGACUGUAUAAAGGACUGCUAGCAGCUGCCCGAAAAUAUGUGGAUUGCAAGCACUCGUGCCUUCAUAGGGCUGUUCACACAGUUAAAGAAAUCUUAGUUGGUUAAUGAACCUUAGUCAAUUGUUCAAUUAUAUAUGGAUAGAAAUAAAUGUUGUUCAGGACAUGGACCUGACCGGUGGUGGUAUAGUCACUAUAGCUAAUGGAGCAUUGCCCCACCAGCCUCAUCCUGUCCUCAGCCAAGCCCCACCUGCCUGCCUUCUUUCUGACAACCAGCCCAGAGGUUAGCUCUGCCUGGCAGCUUCCUUCUUCAUCUCAGCAGGGAGGAGGAUGGAAACAAAACGGGAAUUACAGGCUCUAGCUGUCACUGGCUCUGACUUCACCUCCUGCUGAUCUUGCUGCCUUCUAACCUACCAGUCCCAAUGGACAGCAGCCACUCCUGGAACUGACCCAGAGAAGUGGGUGGCAACAUCUGCAUACACAUAAUAAUGAAAGAGGCUUUGUCCUCUCUUACGGAAGAGACUCAAAGAAUAAAACUAAACAAAACCCAAGCUUCCACUGAUGAAACAUAAGGAGGCUGAUCAGAUUAAGUCUCUCUACACCUGGCAUGUCCAAAGUCAACAACUUUGGGGUAAAAUCAUAAUAAAAGCUUAACAACUUCAAUCCUAAAAAAAGGUUAACAACUUUGGUCGGCCCUUUGGUCAGCCCUCACGGCCCUUCACUUCAUCAAAUCUAGCCCUCUUUGAAAAUGUUUGGACACCAUUGUCUACAUCCUUCGAGAAGGUUCAGAAAUGAAUUCUGCCCCAAACUAAGAAGUUUAAACCACCGUUAGCAAAUCCCUUCUAAAUUUUGGUCUGAUGUAUGGCAUAAAAGUUUCAAAGCUGUCUGGCGUGGUGUUUACAUAGACAGCUAGAAUAAUAUCUGGAUAAAUUAUAUGAUAUUCAGGUUUUUGUGUGUUCUGUGGCCUUCCAGAAAUGCAAGUUCUGUUCUUAAUAGAUGUUAUGGUAAUUAAUUUUCCUCAACUUACUUAUGUCAUGUAAUUGUGCUAUCAAGAUUCAGGUUUUCAAGUAAUUUGGAUUUGUAUUGAUUUUUUAAGCUUACUUUGAAAAACAUUGAAGUGGCAGAGAGAAGGGAAUAUUGGAAAAAGAAAGCAGUAUUUACUUAGAGUAUUCCAGAAAAGGCAGGCCUGUGUAACACUUGCCAGUAUAAAUUUGACUCUGACCCAACACGCACAAAGUCAGGUGUGGAGUUAAGAGCUCCCAAAUUACUUAACCAUCUAAACCAGUGGUGGCCAAACUUGGCCCUCCAGUUGCUGUUGGACUACAACUCCCAUCAUCCCUAGCUAACAGGACCAGUGGUCAGGGAUGAUGGGAGUUGUAAUCCCAAAACAUCUGGAGGGCUGAGUUUGUCUAUAACUGUCAUAAGAUGUGCAAGUGUUCAUUGUAGUUUUAAGAAUCUCCUUGCGCGUUUCACAUUGAUUUUGAAUAUCCCAGGACACUGGGCAGAAUUUAGUGUUAUGCUUUUCUAUGUAAGUCAGAUAAAAUGAUCCCCUUCUCUUCCUGCUGUUCUGAGAGGUUCUCCCAACCUAGAGCCAAUUUAUUUGGGGGCACAGCGCGGGGGAAGCCCCAUUGUGUGAUCAGAAGUCCUUGUUCUUCCAUUGAAUGAAUGAAUUUAUUAUUUCGGUCACAGACCAGUUCCAGCCCACAUACAAUAUCAAGGAAGUCAUAAAACACGAUAGGGAUACAUUUGAAUUUUCAAUUAAGUAUUACAGGGACAAUACAGAUAUAGCAACAGUUAAAAAACAUAUAAAUUAAAACUAGUCACUAAAAUAUAACCUAAAAUUAUCUUUUAAGGCCUUAAUCAUUAUGAUAGCACAGCUUGUUCCCUAAGGUUUAUGGCAAUCGCACAGAAUUUAGCUACCCUUAACGUGAUCUCAGGAUCCUUGUCCUCUACCAGGAAUUUUAGACAUCAAAGUUUGGAUUCAUUUGGAGAUUUUUGCAUAGCAGGGGUAAUAAAUACUGAGCGUAUAUCCCCGUAGAAACAGCAGUGUAACAAGGCAUGAAAGACAGCUUCUACCUCCAUCAAGCCGCAGGGGCAGACUCGUUCUGCGUAUGGUUUACCUUUGAAUCUGCCCUGCAGUAAGACAGAUGGCAGCCUUAUGCUUCCAUUGACGAGGCUCUUUAGGUGAAUCUUGCCCUGUGUUCCCCACUUAAUACCUUGCCCUAUGUCUUUUUUAAGUAACCAAGCAGGCUAAUAAAUAGCCUAUCUUUCCAGACCUCACCUUAACGAAAUAAAGUUCUGGUUUUUCCCUUUCCCUGUUUUUAUUGUUUUAUACAGUACUUUCCACUGGUUUGGAACAGCUUUAGAACCCUGAAGCUGGUCUUAGGAGCCUCAUUUUUCAAAGUGAUAUUAUUCCCAAGCAUAAUCUGUCAUAGCACUUAAAAAUAUGUAUAUAUCAAAAAAAGUAUUUUUUUAAAUGUACAGUAAUUACUUGAAUCAACCCAAUGUUUAUAUUCUGACUUUUAUUUCUUUCACUGAGAAACAAGACAUAAUGCUAUAAAAAUACGGUGACACUUUAAAACAUAAAGCUAAUAGAUUUGUUAAAAAUGUUGCAAGCCUAUAUGACUGGGUUGAGGAAACCCAUGCUGUCUUUUCUAUCUCUGCAAUAUGUUUCUUUUAAUUUUGAUCUUUGGGGAGGAAGGAGAACACUGACCACCAUUUUUUGUAAUAGUCUGUUAGGUUAAACAACACAUUUAAGGUUCUGUUUCAAAAGUAGGCAAUCGCCAGCCCUGCUAUUUAAAAUCUCUUGUCUGCUUCUCUCUCCCUUCCUCCUCCCUUUCCCCCCUCCCCCCGCAUUAUGAAACAGCUCAUAAGCCAGAAAAGGUCUCCUGGCUUGAAGCAGCAGGUACCAUUCGUGAUGGUCUUCGUGCAUAUACAGCUCUACAUUACCUCUCUUACGCCACUCCAGGAAAAACUGUUCUGGUGAUGGAUGGGGCAAGUGUAGGUACAAGAAACUACUUCAGAAACAAUUAUAUCUUUUCUUAAACUCCUAUUCAGUAUAUACUUGUCUUGUUGGAAUGGACUUGAAAAGUCUUAUAGCCUGUGCUCUUUCUGAUAAAUCAGGAACCCAUGGUCUCAUCGUUCCCCACAAGGCCAUUUCCCCCCAAACCACCCGCACCUGUCAUUCAGCUCAUGUCACCAAAUCAGCUGAUGGGUACCAGGGUGGGGCUCAGUUAUACUUUGGCUGAACUCACCUGUUCCUUACUGGGAUCAAAGCCAAAGUAGAUAGAUGAUCCUGCCUUGGGAGGGUUUAAAAUCCUGCUGAAUUUGGCUGUACAAGCCUGUCCGCUGUUGGGAACUGCACCGGCAGACCCCCCCCCCUUUUUUUUUGCAGGCGUUGUCAGCAAAAGAGACUCUUCUGCUUGCAACCAAAAGGCAAGCUUCUUUCUCCCCUCCCUAACACCUGAUGGGAAGGGAAGAAAGAAGGCUUUACCAGCCCUGUGCUUGGCACUUUGGGGAUCCCACUAUGAGGAAAGACUGAAGGAACUAGAGAAGAGAAUAGCAACAUAUGCCUGGAGAACUAUUGUAUACUAAAAGGAAAGACUUGCCCUACGCUGCUCCAGAGGGCGGAACUAGAUUUAUUGGCUUUAAGUUAUGGGAAGGUAGAUUUCAGCUGAACGUCAGAAGAAUCUUUUGACUGUAAGAGCAGUUUGACAAUGGAACCAGUUCUCUAAAGGGGUAGUAGGCUCUCCCUCCCUGGAAGUCUUCAAGCAGAGGCUAAAGAGUUGGAGAUGCUGCAACUCUGGAUUUUCUGCACUGAGUAAGGGUUGGAGCAGACCUGUCCAGCUCUGUGAUUCUUCUUGCUAACUGCUAUUGCUGAGGUCAUCAGUGGUGGAAGGAGAGGCGGCAGCAGCCAUGCAUUCACCUGUAGCACCUGCAUCCAGGUCUAGCUGAGAAACCCCCUUCCCCAGAAGCUAUUUGCAGUAUAUUUUAUGAAAGGCUGAUUAAAAAAUGUGAUGUGUGCUUCCGUUUGCACUGGAAGCCCUCAAGGCAAGGCUACGUAAAGUGUUCAAAAAAGAAACUCACGCAUCUAUCUGCAUGCAACAUGGCCUAUCCUGCUCUCUGCUGGAGUACUGGCUGCCAUAGUAACAGAUUUCCGGACCUGAAGUUUGGUCAAUGAAUGACAACAUUUAAAAUGUCCAUAGUUUCCAAGUUAUCCCUGUAUCUUGGACUACAUGUACAGCAUACCAGACAUUGCUGAUAUGGUGUUUUUUCCAAGCAUUCUAAAGUAUUUCCCCAUUGAAUGAAAUGUGUUUGAAACAACAUUUUCAGGCUUUCCAAAUAUUCGGCGAUGAGGUGUGUGAACCUAAAGAUAUGCUUCCAAUCUCACCAGGAGCAAUAGAGCUAUUGGGGCGGGGACUUCAUCUGAUUGCAGCUCAUAGUUAAGGUCCUAAGGGGUGGGUGGGUGUAUAUAAGUUCCCCAAUACACAAACAAUUUUUAAACAUAUGUACUUGUUCCUUCUAUUUGGUGUUAAAAGUUGUAGGCGGGUGUAAUAGUUCUGUAUUUUAGUUCACCGGUACCAAGGCAAUAUAUUUAAACAUAUGCACAUGCUCCAUCUAUUUUUCCUCCUGCAGCCAUUUGGUACAAUCGCUAUUCAGCUAGCACAACACAGAGGAGCCAAAGUCAUUUCUACUAUAUAUAGUCUUGAAGACAAGCAGUAUCUUGAGAGGCUUACGCCAUCUGUGGGUGAGUUACAUUGUUUGGUUCUAGCUGCAGGAGAGAGCUAAUUCAGAACACAUGUUUUUAUUUUGAAAUGUUCGUCUGCAUUUCACGAGUGCUAACUGGCUUGGGACCCAGGUACGUGAAGGAGUGCACAUAUACAUCCUUAUCAGCCUACCCAAACUUUAAAGUGAUCUGUGAGUGCUCUUCUCUAAAUGCCUCCUGCAUCAGAGACGGGACGAGACUGAUGGCAAUAAGGGAAAGAGUUUUCUUGGCCUUUGUGCCCUGGUUACAGAAUUUCCUCCCCAAUGUUGGCAACAUUAUCAUGUAGAUACCAGACAGAAACAUUUUUUCCCCAGCCAGGUAUUUUAAGUACUGUACUUGAGCUUUAUCUGCAGUUUUUAUUUGUUGUCUGUUUUAGUGUGCUGCUGUUUUGAAUGUUGUGUUUAUUGAUGUACAUUCCCCAAUUGAUGGAUAAAAUAAAUGGCAAAUAUUUAGAACUGAGAUGAAGUCUUUGUUGGUGAAACUUAAUGCAGCUGGCUGUUGACAUUCCUAUUCCUUUUGUGUGUGGGGGGGGAGAGAUUGGGCUGCAGUAAGCUUUGUCAUCUGACCUAGCAAGCUACAUGCAGCCUACCAUCUAUAUAUGGCUGCCCACCAGGGCUCAGCAAGGCUCCUGUUUGGUUCUGUACCUGUAACUGCAAAAAUAUUGGGUGGAGAGAUGUCAAAAUAUAUCAGGCCAUAGUACAUGGCUGAUGAGUUACUUUCAGCUUAGUGGGUCACAAGUCAAGCAGACCUGGACUUAUAAGCGCCUGCAAACUCCUGUUAUAUAUAGAUGGAUACCAAACAUUCAGCUUUGUAAAAUUUACAAGCCUCUUAUUAAACGCUGAAAUGUCUACUUCAAUACCUGAGCCCAAAAUUGUUCACAUCCCUCAAAGUAUUACAAUAAUCAGACCUACAAAUUAUUGAGGAUUAUUUUAAAAUGCAGGCAACUUUCUUUUUUCCACAGCCUUUGAUUUAUUUUUAAUCUUAUUUACUUUCCCUCUUGGCCAUCCAAAAAUAAGUAGGGCAGCAGCUGUUAGGCUGAAUAGAACACUAACUACAGCCACCGCUGACUUGUGAGCACAUGUAAACAUUUUCCUUAUUAUCCCGGCUUGUUUACAUAUUGUGAGCUCAGGGAAUGACAUGAAAAAAUAGAUGUGCUCUGCAUGCCUUGCUUCUGUGGGAGAAACAGUUUUCUGAAGUAUCUGGCAAGCAUAUCAGCUCUCCUCAGGGGUGCAAGGAUAAAUUCAUGGACAGGACCACACAGUUAUCUCUCAUGUAAGCGCCGUGUUGGAAUGGCAUGCAUGGUGGGUGAAGCUUGGUCUUGGACUUCAGAGUGGAGGGCUUUAGCAGCCUGCAGUAUCCUCCCACAGAUGAGCUGCAAAGAGAGGGGAGGCAAGCAGAAUUUGGACAAAACAAUGUCUUGCACAGAUGGAUCAUGGCAUAAUUAAGAAAUCUCUUUUAAUGGUAAGCAGCUGCAAAGUGUUCUCCGUUAGUACCUCCCUGUGCUAAUGUCAACUUUGCUAUUAUAGGGUGCCAGAUGUCCUUUUUAAAACACAUAAUGCUUCCAUUAAAAACUUACAUUUCAUUGUAAAAUAUCGCAGCCCCAUAUAAGUAAUGAAUAAGUGUUUUCUACCUUCAAUUCUUGCUUUGAAAAACCAGUCUCUGUAGAACUCCACAGUUUCUCCUUUUCCCUUCUAAUUUUGAAAUGUUGUUCCACAGUUGGUUUGAUAUCUGAUAUUGUGUCUAUUGCAGAAAAGUAAAUGGCAGAUACCUGCUUGAGCAGCUUCUAGAUACUGCUAUAUAAUGUGUGGAAUCUAGUUUGAGGGUAGCUCUUCUUGCUGCUUAAAAUUCCCUGGAAGUGUGACAAAACAGUCUACAUUAUGCAGCAUCAGUAUAAUAAAACAGAAGUGCUAAUUGCUAGUUAAUAUGACUUACAAAGCCAAGCAGCCUACACUUCUGAACCAUGUUAAAAAUGGUCUAUACAUGAAAUUAACCAUGAAGGAUUGGACUUGAAAUUGGAACAGGAUAUUGUAAACUAUUUACCACACAGGCCUUGUAUAUUGAAGCAGAGCAUAUCAGCUAGUGCUUUGUAAGCACAAGGAGGUUUAAACAUGGAACACAUUGACCCAAAUAACAGCUUUCCAACAUUUUGCUGAAUGCAGCUUGAAAUGUUUUCUAUCAAGUCUUUAAGCGAUUCCUGAUAGCUUGAGAAUAAGUUCUUAUUUUGGCACAGUCAAAUCAGUGUAUUAUAUAGUUUCUUUUCUAAUGUAUUUGUAUAAUUUUUGCAGUCCAAAAUAUUUUAACAGAAGUGCUUCAAACUCAAAACAAGCAAAGGGCCUUAACUUCACACAGAGAACUUGCUUAGAGGCUUGAACAUUUCUACGUAAAACUUGCUACCAGUUUGGAAUAUGGGAGCAGUGAAUCGCUUUUAGAAAAUACCCCAGUGCAUUCCACUGAGCAAAAUGUAAGACUGGGAUCAUAAUUAAUUUAAAAUAAAGUAAUUGUUUUUAUUAUACUGUGCUGUUAAAAUUGUAAUGAUAUGUAGCCGGCCUAGUAGCAGAUCACCCCUCCUUUGAACAGGAGUGGCAGAAGGCAUCCACUGGCUUUCUGGUGAAUAAAGACCAGAAUGCUGUGGUAUCCAUGCACUGAAAGACUGUUAGGAGCUGAGGAAGAAGACGACUCCAUUCAGCCCAUGUCAUCCCUUUCCUGUAGGCCAGCAGGAGCCCAACAGUGUUUAAGAAAAUGCAUUGUAUUUAAAUAUUUGGAGUAUUUCUUACCGUUUCAUAUGUUCCAGUUCUCAUUUUGGUAUUUUGCUUUACAGGUGUCAAGCAACCAUUAGUAGGUGAGUAUAAGAAAGAACCUUGCCAUUUUUAAUCACGAUCUUCAUUAUAUUCAAGUAUUUCUUACGCUGCAUGAAAGAAAAUCCAGAUUGUUUGUUUCACCAUAUGGGGAGGGGAAGCUGCCUGCCUUGUCCUCAGCAAGCCUUGUUGAUUGGUGCCCUGAUUCUGCCUCGAAGCAGGUGGGAAACACAGGGUGUGGUGGGUGGUCCCUAGCAGUCCUUCAUAGUGGCUCAUGAACAAGCAACUAUUUAGUUUCCUGGGCUGGGUUCACAUGUUCAAGCAAACCAUAUUAGGCUGAUCAAAUCAUAAUUUAGGAUUAUGUCUGAACAAAGCCUGAAUGUUGAUGAUAGAAAUGUUCAUGUUCUGCAGAGUUUAAAUAUUUCCUUUGCUUUUGCUUCUUACCAAUGAGUCCCUGGUCUUAAAUCCCAGUUCUGUGCAAGUUCACUGAGAUGUCUGUAAAAUCCACUGUGGUUAUUAGAAUUACUUUUGCAGCUAGGACUAGGAUUGCAACCUAAGUCUUUGACAAGUGUUUUCUUUUGAAUUCUGCACACUUCUACAUUCUCUGUAAAUAUUGUUGAGGAAAAAUAACUGUUUUGUUCUCGUGUUAUUCUACAUAAUGGUUUCUGUAUAAGUCUGAAGAAUACUAAGUAUAUGCUGGUCUCUCCCCCGCCCCUAAAAUAUUGUAAUUUACCUUGCCAUCCCAUCUAGCUCGUAUUAUAGAUGAAACCAAUGGAACAUGUGACCUGACAGAAAGCUGUUUGGAGGAGACAGGCGGAUUAGGAGUGGAUAUCAUCCUUGAUGCAGGAGGUCUGUAACUGCUACAAAACUCUUUACUCUUUACUGAUGCAGUAAAAUAUUUACCAACAGUUCCAUAGUAUUUUAUUAAUUUUAAAACUUUGUAUCAUCAAAAACAUAGCCAGUUUUAUACAGUGCUGUUGUAUACUAUAGUGUCAGUGGCUCUAUAGUUAGUAUGUGAGGCACUGUCUGUUAAAAUCAUGAAAAAAAAUUCAGUAUGGAAUUCGGUAUAGAAGACCUAUUGAUGCUGGUGAAGCAGUUAAUUGCAUAUAAAGUCCCCUGGAGAAGCAAAUGAGAAAUUUCUGCAGUACUAAAAUCCAUAUAUUGUUUAUUAGGAUAGGUUUUCUGUAGUCAUAAUCAAAAUAUUUACAUAUUUUCUGUUUUUCUACCUUUUUCUUUAAUGUUUAAAUUAUAUAUAUUGUGUUGGUUUGUAAUAGCACACAUAACUUAAUUCUUAACAAAAAUGCGGUACAAUCCACUCUGAGUACACCUUUCCUUGCAGAAUUUACACAGCAGCAGAUCGACAGCAUAGUCCUAUGACAGUGUCACCUACGUGAUAGUUAAAAAUGUACCCAAGAUUCAGGCACUUACAGGCUGUAGUUUUCUGUGCACUUUCCUUUCAAAGAGUAUUUUGGAUGAAUGAAUACCCCCAAAAUUCCAACAAUCUUUUAUUUGAGGUUUGGUUUUUUUAACCUCAGUCAAUGUAGCAUGUUGGGAUGAAAAUAAUUCCAGGGAAACUGAUCGGUUUUUUUAAAAAAUGGUCCAAGGAAGGAGACUUAAAGCUGUAUGUGUAGGUUGACCAUGCAACCACUCACCUGUCUUCUGCACUGAUUUAUGCACUUGACCCUGCCAUCAAACAUUCACAGGAGACAUAGUGAAACUAAUUAAUGGAACCUUUUCCUCAGUGUAUGCUGUGCCCAGAAUUCUGAGUAAAGAAAGUCAUUUUAAAAUAGACCAGAAAAGGGGGGAUGUAUACUGAUAGAUUAUAAACAUGAAACAUUUUUAUUGAAGCUUUUCUUGGCUUAUAAAAGUACAGACAUCGUCUCUACUGUAUUUUCAGAUCAUAAAGUCUUUUUUACAGUUCAACACAGUUAAAUGUGACUCUUAAUUACUUAGCUUCUUUGCUUCCUUUGCUUCUUUUUAGUGAGAUUAUACAGUAAAGAAAAUGAAGUAACUUCACAACAAUUGCUGCCGCACAAACAUGACAUUAUUUCAUUGCUCAGUGUUGGAGGCCAUUGGGUUACCAUGGAAGAAAAUCUCCAGGUGAGAAGAAAAUCUGAAAUUACCAUGUCUGUAAAUAUGCUGCCAUUGAUGACUGAUAAUCAUAAGCCUGUAAAAACUAAGUUACUAUUAAGGCAGCAGUCCUAUGUACCUGGGAGUAAGUCUGGUUGAACACAAAGUGACCUAUUUCCAGGUAAACUUGCAUAGAACUGUGGUGCAACACUGUUUAAUAUCUAUAGGGGGGUAAAGAGGACCCCUGACCAUUAGGUCCAGUAGUGGCCGACUCUGGGGUUGCGGCACUCAUCUCGCUUUACUGGCCAAGGGAGCCGGUCAUGUGGUCAGCAUGACUAAGCCGCUUCUGGCAAACCAGACCAGCGCACAGAAACGCCGUUACCUUCCCGCCGGAGCGGUACCUAUUUAUCUAUUUGCACUUUGACAUGCUUUCGAACUGCUAGGUUGGCAGGAGCUGGGACCGAGCAACGGGAGCUCACCCCAUCACGGGGAUUCGAACCGCCAACCUUCUGAUCAGCAAGUCCUAGGCUCUGUGGUGUAACCCACAGCACCACCUGCGUCCUCCAAGUGCCGCAUUACUUGACAGUAAUAAUCUAGCACACUUCAUAAUUAAAAUAAAAUGAAAUUGCUACUAUAGUGUGAAUCAAACACUGGAGUACUAAAAGGUAAACUGUCUUUGUCUCAGAAUGACUACCGUAGUUUUCGGUCAAUAACACGCGUUUUUUUCCUCCUAGAAAGUAAGGGGAAAUGUCUGUGCGUGUUACGGAGCGAAUGCUUCCCUCCUCCGUGGUUUCCAGCGGGAGAAGAGCCGCUGAAUGGGGAGGAGAGAGGGACAGAGUGCCUGCUUCUUUAAAGGAGCAAAGCGGGAGGGGAGAGGAGCCGUGUAAGCGGCUCCUGUCCAGUUGGCUCCUUUAAAUCAAGCAGGCUCUCUUGUAUCUCUCUCGUCCCCACUCAGCGGCUCUUCUCCCGCUUUGCUGGAAAUAGCAGGAAAGAUUUUCAGCUCGCUACGGGGGGGGGGAGGAGGGAGAGAAGCAGAGCCUGCUUGCUUUAAAGGAGCAAAGCACUCCUGUAAGCGGCUCCUGUCCGGUUGGCUCCUUUAAAGCAAAAAGCAAGCAGGCUCUCUGUCCCUCCAGCAAAGGUUUUCAGCUCGCUAAGGGGGGGGGGAGGAGGGAGAGAAGCAGAGCCUGCUCCAUGCGUGCUUCUUGUCCCUUGAGUGCUUUUCCUUCCCUCCCCACUUAAAACGUGGUUACAAAGCACAGAUCCACAUGGAUCCUCAGGAUUUUUGCACUGGGUCACCCCAAAUUCACCAUCAGAUCACAGCAUGAACCACAAAAAUCAUAUGUCCACUGUUUCGUUUAGAAUAAUUUUUUUCUUGUUUUCCUCCUCUAAAAACUACAUGCGUGUUAUGGUUGGGUGCGUGUUAUCGAGCGAAAAAUAUGGUACUUGUUCUGUGCCUUCCAGGUCAUUCAUGUUUGUAAAACAAGAAGCCAAUUUCAUAUAUGUUGAAAAUCACUUGCAUUGUCUGUUACCAGGAAAAUUAUGUCAACCAAUAAUUAAUGUGCUUUGGUUGUGCCAUUUUUGUUUUGGCAAAUGUAGCUUAACUAUUUUUCAUAUUUUAAAAAAGUUGGAUCCUCCAGACAGUCGUUGCCUUUUCCUCAAAGGUGCUACAGUCUCUUUCCUGAAUGAUGAGGUGUGGAAUUUGUCAAAUAUGCAACAAGGGAAAUACUUAUAUAUCCUUUUUAUGCUUAUAUUUUAAAUUGAUAAGUAACUGGUUUGUUUUAAAAAGAGUGGGGGGAAAUGCAACAUAUAUUGCAUAUAUUGGAACUCAGUACAGUUAAGGGAUCUUUACUGCAGACUGUCAUAGUACUGGAAAUAUCAUGAUAUGGGGAAUUUAAUUGCCAAUUAGAGUGCGAUACAUAUGGGUUUCUUUUCUGCUAUUUUAGAAUAAACAUAUAAUUUUAGAUUUUAGAUUGUAAACCUGGGGAUAUGGACUGUUGUCUUUAAGCUGUGCAGAGUGCUUAGUAAACCUGGAUAGAUUAUAAAUCACAUUAAUGCUUUAAAACACUACCAGGCGUUUCUACCCAGAUAAGCAGGGUCUAUAUGGUGAAGCCAAUCUCACAAAUUAAAGAUCUGCAUCUCAGUCCUAGCCAUGUUUCCUCAAAACAGAUUUGUUGGGAUUUGCUAGCGUGUUUAGUAAUCCACUCCAGUCACACAUGUACACACAGUUUUUCUUAACAAUUCUCUUAUACGCAUUCUAGAAGAUGUAAUGGAGAAGCUAUCCAGUGGUGUUUUCAGGUAAGUCAGGUGUGCUACAGUGAAAUGGAAGCUUAAAAACUAAUCUAAGUAUUAUAAGUUAUGAAGCUCCACAUAAUUAAAAUGCUGCUGGAGACCUACUUUGUGGCUGUAGUUAUUGAUCCAGAACUCCCAAGAGUCCUGAAGCCCGUUCCAUGAGCCCAAUAGGUUUCAGACUUACCUUUCUCGAAAAGCGAGCCCUGGAUUCUGCACGAGAAACUGCUUUUCUAACGGAAGGCAGCUUCAGAAGCUAUGCGUUAUAAUACAGUAACAUAGGGAUUAGCUGUUGAUUAAAAAUAAAUAAAUACCAGAGCCACUAAGUCACUGCAAGCUCCUUUAAUGACUUUAAACAGCCCUUGGUAUGCCACCCAUUAAUAUCAAAUACUUGGGAAAAAUUCUUAUUUUUAUUUUCAAUUAGCCAUCUUAGGAAAUGACUUGGAGAAAGCCCUCUUCCCUGCAAUCCUAAUUGCUCUAAUACAAUCUGCCCAUUAGCCUGUACAUUAAAUAAACCCAGUUUGGACCAGACUUACUCUGCAGGUGCCUAAUACUUAUCUACAAUCCAAGUGCAUAUUCAUAAUAACCACUGUGAACUGCAGCUAAAUAAAAGUCUUUGUUUUUGUAUGAAGAAGCUACUAAAGGCAUUCCUUCCAACAGUUAAUAUUCUAAUGGUUACUACAAAGCUUAUUUUUCCUUUGUCUGCUAUGAUUGCAGUCGAGUUUUUGGAUGCAGAAGGGCAGGAGCUGGAAGACUUGUUCUCAAAAGCAAUAUAAAAUGGCACAUCUUUAAAACUGCUAGUAAAAGCUAUUUUGAAAUGCCUGCAGUACAUUAAACAUCUGCUUCCUAUUUGCUGUUUUCUCUGCCCUUUGUUCCAGGAAUCCUAGCCAACCUAUAACACUUGCAGUGUGUUUGAGCUGUAAAGUUUGCAUUACUAAAAAGUAAAGUCUAUGGCAAUUGUCCUGAAUUGUGUACUUUUUUCUUUUGAGCAUACAUUAAGACACUUCUGAGGUAUUAUUCUCUUUUAGGCCUCAUUUGGAUGAUCCAAUCCCAUUAUAUGAAGCCAAAGUUUCUAUGGAAAUGGUUCAAAAGAACGAAGCAAGAAAAAGACAAGUUAUCCAGCUCUGAAGCACAGAUUCUUAGCUUUUAAGUGAAGUGUAAAUUUGUGGACUUUGUCUCAAUUGCCUACUUAUAAAGGAUUGGUCAAUGAGUUUCAACUAAUGUUUUAAUUACUGUUUGAAUAUUCUUUACAAGUUCUGGGGAAGAAAUUAGAGCUUUGAUUUUUCCCCUAUUACCAUGUCUAAAAGAGUAUUUCUGUUAGCAAUUGAAAGUUUGCUCAUAUUUGUGGCCCUCCAACACGCCGUCCAUCCGUUCCGCCCCCCCCCCCCCGCCCCCCCGGUCACUCCUGUGCUUAGCAGACAACACUUUCCUUUUGUCUGCUCAGUUUUAUGCAUCUUGCUGUGCUUUGUUUUACUUGGACCAUCUAUACACUAUGGGGGUGGAAAGGUGUCCCUGGAACACACUUGUAACAUUGGCAAGAUUCUGAAUGUGCUUUCUCAAUCUGACCUUAUUUUUAUGGUGACUUUGCUAUGUUUUUUAUUUAGCCUUUCCAUCUAGAAAACGCAGAAUCUAUCAGCACGUAUAGAUGACAUGCAUUGCCAAGGGUCUUUUUAUACAAGCAGCGUUCUGUGGAAUAAGUGUACAUUUGUUAGGCAUUUGUUUUGCACGAUCCACAUUUCUGUCUUUAAGACAGCACUACGGUGGGUAGGGUACUGCAUUUACUAAGAACCUAAGUGCAAUAUGUGCACUUGGAGAAAAUGCAGUAUAGGCUUUCAUACAGCACAUACUCUGUUAUUGCAAUUCCUUGAUGAAGUGUUGUUUUUGUGACUGUCACAAGUACUUACUGGGUAUAUUCUGUGUUGUAAUUUGUAAACUAUACUCAUGUAAAUUUAUGAUUUACCACUGUUAAAUGUUCAAAUUGUAUAUGGCAGAAUAGACCUUAGUCACAGUCAUUAAUUUCAGUGGGUCUACUCUGAGUAAAAGCCAGCUAUUCUGCUUUUUUUCCUUUUAUAAAUUUAGCCUUGUGUUAUAUAUAGUUCAUGCAUAUAGCCCAGUCUACAAAAGAGGGAUGGAAAGGCAAACAGGCUAUUCCCAUCACCUGCCACACCAUAGUGGGAUAUGCUCUGCUGCUGUGGGAUAGUGGUCACACUUUGGCUCCUCAUCUAAGACCUUCCUCUGUUCUUCUCCUCAAUAUUGUCUAAUUUGUCCCUUCUCUGCUAAUAAAAGGUGGUUGCAUUCUCAGAUAUGCCUUAAUUGCAAGAAGAUUUAUGGAAGCAAGUCCUAUUAAAAUCAAUGAAUUCAGCCCCUGCAUAAACAGUAGGACACUGUGAAACUUUGUACCACACAAACUGUUAAGUUGUGGAUGAACAUAGCAGACGACACAGCGAUUCUUCAAACAGCUCUUCUUUAUUCAGAUGUCAGAACAGAACUAAACUGGGGCUCAGUCGACACCGUUGCAGAUGGAUGUCCCGGACACCACAGACGAUUCGAUCCAUCAGGGCAUCGUCUAAGUCUCGGAACUCGCGGUGCAUCGUAGCCUGUCACAGGGCGGUGGUGUAGUUGUUGAUUGACUCCCCCUCUGCCUGGUUCCGGUGGUAGAAUGCAUGGCGGGCAGCAAUCUUGGAUGGCUUUGGCGCAUAGUGCUUGCGGAGCUUCUCUUGGAUCGUGUCCCAUGGUGUUGCCUGGACUGCUUCAGGCGCAACCAAUGCUCGGGCCGUCUCAAACACCUCAGGCCCACAGAGGCUGAGGAAUAGGCCCCGCUUCUGUUCCUUUGAUACUGCUGUCAGCUCGUUGGCUUGGAGGUAGCAGUCAAACCGAGCGAGGUAGGAGUCCCAUGAUUCAGAGGCUGGCGCAAACGGUGGUAGAGGCACAAGUGAAGCCAUGAUUCCGAUACCGGCGUGGAGGGCGAUGGAUGGAACACCAUUCUCUAGCCAGAACAGUCAGCUCUGAAUUGGUUCUGUUCAGUGAUUUUCCUCAGUGAUUCAGCUCAGUGAUUCAGCUCAGCUCAGAGGGUGGCUGCAUCUGGCUGUGCUCUGAUGUCCAUCGAUCCCACCUUCGUCGCCAGUGUUAAGUUGUGGGCGAACAUAGCAGACGACACAGCGAUUCUUCAAACAGCUCUACUUUAUUCAGAUGUCAGAACAGAACCAAACUGAGGGGCUCAGUCAGCCUGCUUAUAUAGAGCUCCAGAACAAUGUAACUCUUGCCAUUUUCUAAAACUAUCCAAUCACUGAACGUCACUUUUCGAUCCUUCAUUUGCAUAACUAUCUACAGUAUCCCCCUGCUGGCCCAGGGUGAGAACUUCAGUACAUAACACAAACCCUGUGGAAAGCUGAUAUUGUAGUAGAUAUGUGUGGUAAAAAAUUUCCCAGCAUCAAGUGAUUGCUGUUAAUUGCUAGAGAGAAUGUGGCUUCCCACAACUGAAGCUGAAUGUUGACAAGCCAAAUUCUCUUAACUACUGUUCUAAGGAAAAAUGUUCUGCCUUUCUCCACAACUAUAUAUUUCUGCAACUAAAUCGUCUGCAGAGGCUUCAUAUUAUGCCCCUCAACUCUUUCAGUGUGUGGAAAUAUUAAGUUAACUAGAACCCAGAAACACAGUUUGAGAAUUCAAUAUAAUGUUUUCUAGCUUCUUGCUUUUCAUAGUUCUAUUCUAAUUUUGAAGAUAUAUUUUAAAGAAGCCAACUAGAUAAGAUAUAGGUUACAUUGGCAUGCUUGGCCAAGGGUUAGCAGCUUUUAUUUUGAAAAUUUCCAAGGUCACUUCAUCGCAAACUUUUUAAGUGGACUGGAAUUUUUCUUCAGACUUGAAGAAGGUGGGGCGUAGAAAAAAGCUCCCUUAAUAUUGAAGCCAUAUUGCCAGCAUUGGUCAAAAGUCAUAUAGCCUUAGAAGGGAUAAAGGCAUGUUUAUGGGGAUGUAUCAGCUGAGAACACUCUGCCUUUAAUUUCAAGGAAAUUUGAUGUAAGGCUUUAAGUAUUAUAUGCAUGAAAUGUCAAUCACCAAGAACAAAGCAGGAAGUAUCAUUUAGAAGACAUCUGAAGGCAGCCCUGUCUAGGGAAGUUUUUAAUGUUUAAUUAUGUUUUUGUUUAUGCUGGAAGCUGCCCAGAGUGGCUGGGGCCACCUAGUCAGAUGGAUGGGGUGCAAAUACUGUAAUAAAAUGAUGAUGAUGAUUCAA
Messenger RNA from Podarcis lilfordi (Lilford's wall lizard), 28899 nucleotides. The record is from the annotation of a GenBank genome assembly. NCBI's taxonomy places the organism in Eukaryota, Metazoa, Chordata, Lepidosauria, Squamata, Lacertidae.